CGCGUGGCGGAAGCGGGGUGAGCGCUUCCGGCCACCUCCGGGCGUCACCAUGACAAUUCCGUGGCACGUGACCCAGAGCCAGCAGCGACCCCCGCGCGCCGCCAGCGCAGGCAUGGACGAUGGCUUCCUUAUGGAGGUGUGCGUGGACUCGGUGGAGUCUGCCGUCAACGCGGAGCGCGGAGGUGCCGGCCGGAUCGAGCUGUGCGCGGGCCUGGUGGAGGGAGGAACCACCCCGAGCAUGGGGCUCCUGCAGGUGGUGAAGCAGUGCGUGCGGGUCCCAGUGUUCGUCAUGAUCCGGCCCCGCGGCGGCGAUUUUCUCUACUCGGACCGAGAGGUGGAGGUGAUGAAGGCUGACAUCCGCCUGGCCAAGCUGCACGGCGCGGAUGGGCUGGUCUUCGGGGCCCUCACUGAGGAUGGACGCAUCGAUACGGAGCUCUGCACGGCGUUGCUGGCUGUUUGCCGUCCCUUGCCAGUCACGUUUCACCGAGCCUUUGACAUGGUGCACGACCCUCAGGUGGCACUGGAGACUCUGAUUUCUCUGGGGUUUGAGCGGGUAUUGACCAGUGGCUGUGAUAGCUCAGCACUGGAAGGAUUAUCCUUGAUUAAGAAACUUGCAGAACAGGCAAAGGGCAGAAUUGUCGUAGUGCCAGGGGGUGGCAUCACAGAGCGCAACCUGCAGAGGAUUCUGGAAGGCUCUUCUGCUUCUGAGUUUCACUGCUCAGCUCGCUCAGCGCGGGACUCAGGGAUGAAGUUCAGAAAUCCAAAUGUUGCCAUGGGAGCGUCGUUCUCUGCCCCUGAGUACUCCAUUAAGGUGGCAGAUGUGGCUAAAGUGAGGACCCUGAAUGCAAUUGCAAAGAACAUUCUGUAGUGGAAAGCGCUGUGCUGGAACAAGAACACCAAGACUCCAGGGUUCUCCCUGCCACAUGGACAGAUGUGUACUGCUUCCAUCCUCAGGCUGUGGAGGAUGCAAAUUAGGUGACAGAGCCUGAUGUUUCUUCCCUUGGUUUCCCCCGAGCAACCAGUCCCUGGCCUGGAAGCUUACAUUGGCCAUUUUAAAUAAAAGGACUCAUUCCUGGAUGUGAUGGCAACAAGCUGCUCGGCAGUAUUUAGGGAGGAAGGGAGCUGAGCAAGUAUGGGAGAAUUAAUUGUGUAGCACUGCAUGUGAUCGUCAAAUAAAUGCUGCAGCUGCUCCCCCUUACUGUU
This is a messenger RNA of Numida meleagris (helmeted guineafowl), 1203 nucleotides long. RefSeq names its product cutC copper transporter (gene CUTC). The coding region runs from base 50 to 868 and encodes 272 amino acids. Gene Ontology annotation, molecular function: copper ion binding. The record is from RefSeq and is a predicted model, not a curated record. The transcript has 9 exons. NCBI's taxonomy places the organism in Eukaryota, Metazoa, Chordata, Aves, Galliformes, Numididae.